Messenger RNA from Beta vulgaris subsp. vulgaris (sugar beet), 2228 nucleotides. Its product is annotated as protein JINGUBANG. The transcript has a single exon. The record is from RefSeq and is a predicted model, not a curated record. The coding region runs from base 195 to 1709 and encodes 504 amino acids. Gene Ontology annotation, molecular function: protein binding. NCBI's taxonomy places the organism in Eukaryota, Viridiplantae, Streptophyta, Magnoliopsida, Caryophyllales, Amaranthaceae.
AAAUUUCCACGUAUCCCAAAACCCCACCCACCUUCAACCUACUUCUUCCCCACUCUUUCCUUUCCUUAUUUAUACCCCUUUCUCUCUCUCCUUUACCCCAUUAAUUCCUUCAUCAUUUUUCCAUCAUCAUCAUCAGAAACAAACUUCAUCAAACAAACAAAAUCACUUUUCUCUCUAUUACAAAAACUACCAUUAUGUCUCCUAUUGAUACCAAAAACAACACUUCUUCACGAAGAGUAAAAUUCAGACAAUUACUACAACAACAAUCAUCUGAAGAAGAAAAUGAAGAUCAUAUAAUACAACAAAGUCCUAAUCAUUAUUAUUCAAGUAGUAGAGGUAGUAACGCAUCUGUUGAAACUUUAUCUAGUAAUAGUACUAGUCCAAGAUUAAGCAGUUUUAAUUAUAGUACAGAUCAUGAUAAUAUUAUAUUUUCAUCUACUACAUCACCUUCACCUCUAUCUUUUAAUCAUAUUUCAUCUUUGUCACCUUAUCUUAAAUCUCCAUGGAUUAAACUAUCUCCAUUUUUAUACCCUACUACACCAAAUUACUCUACUAGUAGUAAUGUUUACAUUUCUAGAGGUAGAAAAUGUCUUGUUGGUUCUCUUUUUAGAGAAGAAGGACAUGUGUAUUCGUUAGCAGCUAAAGAUGGGAUGUUGUAUACCGGGUCGGAGUCGAAAAAUAUUCGGGUUUGGAGGAAUUUUAAUGAUGCGGGUGGGUUUAAGUCUGGAAGUGGGUUGGUUAAAGCGAUUGUUAUAUCGAAAAAUGAGCAAGUUUUUACGGGUCAUCAAGAUGGGAAGAUUCGGAUAUGGAAUCCGAGAGGAAAACGGGUGGGUACGUUACCGAAGUUUGGUGAUUAUGUAAGGAGUUCUAUGAAUCCGAAGAAUUAUGUGGAGGUAAGAAGACAUAGGAAGGUUCCUAAGAUAAAGCAUUUUGAUGCUGUUUCGUGUAUGAGUUUGAAUGAGGAGUUUGGGUUGUUGUAUUCAGGUUCGUGGGAUAAGAGUAUAAAAGUGUGGAGGAUAUCAGAUGGGAAAUGUUUAGAGUCAUUUGAAGCUCAUGAUGAUGCUAUUAACUCUAUUGUGGUGGGCUUUGAUGGGUUGGUGUUUUCGGGCUCGGCCGACGGGUCGGUGAAGGUGUGGAGGCGGGAGUUGGAUGGGAGGAAUGUAAGGCAUUUUCAUAUGAGGACUUUGUUAAAUCAAGAAAAUGCCGUCACGGCGUUGGCGGUGGUUGACACGGCGGCGGUGGUGGCGGCGGCGGCGGACACGGCGGCGGAGGUGGCGGAGGGGAGAGAAGGUGGUGGUUGUGGUGGUGGAGGUGGGUGGAUGUUGUACGCGGGGUCGUCGGAUGGGUUGGUGAAUUUUUGGGAGAGGGAUGAGGAGGAGGGGGUGGUGUAUGGAGGGGUGUUGAGAGGGCAUAAGUUGGCAGUGUUGUGUUUGGUUACGGCGGGGAAUUUGGUGUUGAGUGGGUCAGCAGAUAAAACAAUUUGUGUGUGGAAGAGAGAAGGAGAUGGGGUCCACUCUUGUUUAGCUGUUUUAUCUGGUCAUUGUGGGCCCGUUAAGUGUUUAGCCGUUCAGCAAGAUCACAAUGACGACGGCGACGAUGAUGAGAAGGAUCGGCGGGGGAGCGAGUGGGUGGUGUAUAGUGGUAGUUUGGACAAGUCCGUUAGGAUAUGGCGGGUAUCCGCGGAGGUGUUGAAUGAUAAAGGGUACUAAUUAUGGUCAAAAGAAAAAGUCAGUGUAGUAUACGCGCCACAGUACAUGGCGAGGUGGAUUUUUGUUUUUCGAGAAGGCGAGUGAAAAAGGCGGAGGUGUUGGUACGUGGAAGUAUCGGAAAGCGAUGGUGACCGACCCCCCCUUCUUUGCAAGUGCGGAGAACGUUGGGAAUCAUGGAGAGCCAAAGGAAAAAUAUAUGGUCAUUUGGUCCCCUUUAGCAAGGUUACAAAAGUUACAAUUUAAUUUUUGAGAGGGAUUUGAAAACAUGCAACAAAAAUUGUAUAGUAAUCCAAAUUAAGAAUUUCCUGCCAAAAUUGAUUGGUAUUGCAAUCGUUUUCUAGUUAUUAUUGCCAUAAACGAGAAGAAACGGCAAAUGUUCUUGUCUAUUUUAGGAAUCUAGUAUCAAUUUGAUGUUUGUACGUGAAUGUAUAGAUAACUGUUUUUUCAUUACGUUUGUUCAUUAUACUACUAUAUAAUAUCAAAAUAUGAGUACUACUAUACUAUGUAAUUAUAUGCAUA